Messenger RNA from Ectocarpus sp. CCAP 1310/34, 1862 nucleotides. NCBI's taxonomy places the organism in Eukaryota, Phaeophyceae, Ectocarpales, Ectocarpaceae. The record is from the annotation of a GenBank genome assembly.
GGUUGCAUCUUUUCGUCGACGCGUUCCAAGCAGUACCGCCCCAGCCCAUCGGUGCCCCACAGCCAAUCGAACCAAUCUCAGCAACCACCCUUUCUAUUUUCAAAAACGAUCGCCGGUCGAGCCUCGGGUCUAUCGGACAUUGGCACAGGGGUGGGGCACUCAGCAACGUUUGCGUCAAAGCCAGUCAAACCACAGCCCACCGCACGACAAGUUACUAGGCCAACCCCUGCAAGGUCUCCAACUAUCUACCGCGUUGAUCCCUGCUGCUGCCCCAAUGGCGACCCGCGCUCAGUUCGAGAACUCCAACGAGAUCGGCGUGUUCUCCAAGCUCACCAACAGCUACGCGCUCUGCUCCAUCGGCGGCAGCGAGAACUUCUACAGCGUCUUCGAGUCGGAGCUGGCGGAUCAUAUUCCAGUUGUUCACACCAGCAUAGCGGGGUGCCGCUUUGUGGGGCGGGUGUGCGUAGGCAACAAGCGGGGGCUGCUGGUUCCCAACACAACGACAGACCAGGAGUUGCAGCAUCUCCGAAAUGCUUUGCCCGACUCGGUCGUGAUCCAGAGGGUUGAGGAGCGCCUGUCCGCUCUGGGGAACUGCAUCGUCACCAAUGACCAUGUGGCACUGGUGCACACGGACCUCGACCGGGAGACGGAGGACUUGUUAGCUGAUGUUCUUGGGGUUGAGGUGUUCAGGCAAACAAUCGCGGGCAACGCGUUGGUCGGGAGCUACGCGGUGAUCACCAACCAGGGGGGCAUGGUGCACCCGCGGACUUCCAUCGAGGACAUCGAGGAGCUGUCGAGCCUGCUCCAGAUCCCAUUAGUGGCGGGAACAGUAAACAGAGGGUCUGACGUGCUAGGAGCGGGGGUGGUUGCUAACGACUGGACGGCGUUUUGCGGGCUGGACACGACAUCAACGGAGAUCAGCGUCGUAGAGUCUAUCUUCAAGCUCAACGAGCAGGGCCCCUCCAACAUCGUCAACAGCAUGCGAAGCUCUCUCAUCGACUCGCUGACAUGACCCUGUCAAGAAGUUGACAACAUGCAAGCUUUUUAUCGGAAAAAAAGUGUUGGGGGAAAACGCCGGAGACGUUCGCCGGCGAAGGACCUGAUUGUUCGGACCUUGUUGUUGAAGUGAAGGCAUUUUUGGACAUAUGGUUCUAGUAAGGCGUAAUCGACAACCAUUAGCAACCGACAACAGACAUUUUUGGAGCAUGCGGUUGACGAGCAGUCGGCAACGGUUGGCAAUCCAUUGUAUCUGCGCAACAGGCAGCGGUAGGCGUUGAUUGACAAACAGAACGUGGACUUGGAUAAGGGCCACCCGAACCGGUAGACAUUCCCCCGCCCACCGCCACGUGUGUCACCUCGCUUUGGUCGCCGUGGCGCGAGACUCGUGUGUGUGUGUGCACACAUGAUGUGCCCCCCACGCCACGUAGCCCCCGAACUAGGUAGGCAGUGCGUUCGCGCGCCAGCAGGUUGCUUCAAGCGCACGCGGCUCCAACGUUGAUCUUAACAUCGAAUGUGGUUUGUUAAAGUUGGGUCGCGAUGUAGAUACACCCAGCAGAGAGAGAAAAUAUGAAACACGGCGGUUUCCACGCACAUAGUUUGGGGGCUUUUUCAUGGCUCACCAGGAACUUGUGUCGUGUAGGAUAGGACCGCCGACAUGACGGUAUGGGUGGUAGCGUAGAAAGCGUUUCGUUGUCCAUGGGCCUUGCAUUAUGGGUAAUUAACUCCGCCCUGUUUUUCUCUUUUCCUCGAUUUUUUUGCUGUGCUGAUGGCGUUGAGGCAAACGCGCAGUUGACUUCGCACAUUUCCGCCUUGACUAAAGGCAGGCAAAGGCCCUGUGACCACACGCCCAGAGGGGGGGGGGG